GUACACGCUAUCAAGGGCGUGCCACAUAGACAACGAAUUCGGGCAACCGACUGCAUCGCGAUGGGACUGGUCAAUCUCGGUGAGCCCUCUUUAGCGGGCCUCUGCGUACAUAAUAGUCAGACAGAGAUUGAAAGCGACACACAAUAGCUCAUUGACACCAUCUCUCUAGACCUUGCGCUGUAACCCCGCAGCAGACAACACAAGAACGCUUCGCAUUUCGCGGCACGAGAAUGCCGAGGGGCAGUAAACGGGCUCAGCCCUCCGCGGAGCCGUGCGGCUCUGGGGAUUUUGAGGUCGAUGCUCCUCCCCCAAACAAGAAGAGGGCCACUACCAAGGGCUCAAGCAAGGCGAAUUCUGGCAAAAGGGAAUCGCACACCGGUGGAGGCGUGGACCGCCGGCCCGUGUGGUUCUGGGCUGAUUUCAACAAGUGGUGGCGCAGCGAGCUGGACCGGCAGAAGAAGCGCCCGGGCAAGGCUGCAAUUCUGGCCUGGUACAACAAGAAUGCCGAGUCGGCUUGGCCCGAGGACGUGCGGCCCACCUUCCAGGAGACGCGCCUGCAUGCCAAGUGCCUCCGCUCUACCGAGGCCGUCCGGGAGUACUUCCGCAGCUACCGCGCUCGCCGGCGGGAGCAAGACCUGUCUGACGAGGAUGACGAGGACGAGGAGGCCGAGUUCAACUCCCCCCGCGCCGCCCGCAGCGCCGCCGCCGCCGCCACCGCGACCGCCCAAACCGCUCAACUCGCCGCCGCCGCCGAGACCCCCGCCGCCGCCGCCGCGCCGCCAGUUGCCGCGCCGCCGCCGCAGCAGCGCCGCUACUACCGCCAGCCUGCGCACCGCCGCGGCUCGGACGGCUCCUCGGCCGGCGGCGCCGCCGACUCGUCGGAGCCGCUGGACGCCGCCGCGCUCAUCGCCGAGCACAACCGCCGCGUGGCGCUGCUGGCGGAGCGGGAGGUGCAGCAGGCGGAGGCGGCCGCCGACCGCCGGCAGCAGGCGGAGGCUGCGGCCCGGCAGCAGCAGCAGCAGCAGCAGCAGCAGCAGCAGCAGCAGCAGCAGCAGGCGUGGCAGCCAUCCUUCCUGGGCUCCGCCACCGACCCUCAGCAGCUGCAGCAGCUGCCGCAACAGCCCCUGCAGCGCUGUGACGGCGUUGCCGGCAGCGGCACCUCGAGCACCACCACCACCACCACUGGCACCGCCGCCGCCGAGACGCUGGGCCUGCACCCCCUGAGCUACGGCUGGAUUCCCCCGCCGCAGCCCGGCGCCGUGGUCUCUGCCGCCGCCGCCGCUGCCCGCUCCGGCCGCGACCGCAUCUGCAGCGAGGCGGGCGGCACCGAGCCCCUCGCCGCCACCGCCACCCUCGGCCUCGGCCUGGGCGGCCCCAUUCUGCCGUCGCUGCAGCUGCCGGCGUCGCUGCUGCCGCCCCUGCAGCCGACUGCCGCCGGCAACGUCGUCACCACCGGCUGCUGCGGCUUCAGCUUUGGAACCACCACCACCGCAGCCAGCGGCCCCGUCGCCGGCGUGGGUGCCGCCGGCAGCUUUAUGUCUGCCCAGCCUCUGCCGCGGCUGCUGCUGCCUCAGGAGGCCCCCGCCAACGACGACCGCCGGCGCAGUGAGCGCGCAUCCACGACCGGCGAGCAGCCGCAGCAGCCGCCACUCGGCAGCGGCUGGCGGUGCAUCGGCGGCUUCAUUGCCGAGCGGGAGGAGGAGGAGCAGGAGUGGGAGGAGGAGCUCCGCUCCGGCGGCGACGCCCCCAACACGCCCUUCAGCUGCGCCGGCGCCGGCGCCACCGGUGCCGCUGCCGGCAUUGCCGGCAUGGAGGACGACUGCGGCGGCGCCCCGACCUCCGAGGGCACCACCACCCACACCGUCACCCACACCGGCACCAGCAGCGCCGACGAGCUGGACGACGGCGAGUCGGAGCGCUGGACGCCCACCGCCGCUGGCGCGGGCGCGGCGCCCCACUUCCGCUACCAAGACGCAGGCUUCAUGUCGGUGCCCCAGUUCCCGGCCUCCUUCUUCUUCCAGCAGCAGCAGCAGCAGCAGCAAGUGGUGGCGGGCGACGGCGCCGUGCUACUGCCGCCGCCGGCGGCAGCUACUGUCGGCGCCGGCUUUGGCAGCAGCUGCCUGCUGCCGCCGCCGACGGCCUCCGAGGUGAUGAUGCUGGACAGCACCGUGGCGGGGGUGGUGCUGGCGGGGGCGGCGGGGGCGGAGGCGGGGCAGCAGCAGAAGCAGCUGUGGGCGGCGAUGUGCGGCGGCGAGGACGAGGACGAGGACACCAGCGACCUGCCGGAGGUCUUCUUCUUCUAGCGUCUUGCCAAGGCAAGACAUAUGUCCCGCCGCCUCUUCGCGCCUCCACAAAGAGACAUCGAGGCCUUUGAAAUGUCGGCACACCGGCACAUACAGCCAACUCAAGACAGGAGCAAGACCCGCACCUGUGACAACACACCCUGACAACGACGUGCUCCCCGCACAGACCAGCAGCCAGCAAGGAGAGCAACAUGCUCUUGCUGGAUGCCAGUUUUGAGUUCAUAUCAGUGAUUAGGAGGAGCAACAGACAUAGCUCAUCCACCUUGUAUGAAAACCUAGAGUGCUGGUUGUAAAGCAAGCCGCGCCUGCUGCUUUGGAUGUGACAGAAGCAAAGAUGCUUCUGUUGCGCACGGGCAAGCGGAAGGCGGCCGUAGCACACGUGUGCGUGAUAAGCAUGUACUGGAAAUGCGAGGGGAUCGGUGUGUGUAUGUGCGUGUGUGUGUGUAAUGUGGGGAAUGUGGGGAAUGGGGACUGCGCUUGAGCGCACGGCAUGGCACUCAAGCGGGGAGGUCCGCUACGGGUUUUUACCAUGCAGCAUUAUGUGUGUGUGUGUGUGUGUGUGUGUGUGUGUGUGUGUAUGAGCAGCCUGCUCGCUUCUUCUUCUUUUCGGGGGAAACUUCCUCCCUUUCUUCAUAUUUGCGGUCGCAUCGCUCUCGAUUCCGUAGAAUUGCUUUACCGUGCACCCCUGCUUGGCUUGGGCGGGGCGUGCCAAAUAAGAGUUUGGUUUGGCUAUGCCAUGUACAUACAUAUACUGAGGCUGCGGUGGUGGUGGCGGUGGGUGUCAUGCGGCGACCCACGUGUGUGUUUCGGCACGCGCGGCCCACCCCCACCCGCCUCGCAGACCUCGCUCGGUCUCAGGAUGAGCAAAUAGACUCUGUGUAUCGGCACAACACGCGGCGUGCUCUCGCGAUCAGUUACCGUGAGGUGUGCAGUGCGCCUCGUACCCAGAUUCAUUUUGUUUGCUUUUCGUCCGGUUUCAGUUCAAUGAGGAGUGAAAGAGAGCGGUGGCAUCGAAUAAAGACGGGCUGUGCCCCGGGCCAGAACCGACUUUCUUUAGAUAAAGCGUGGGCUGCGGCUAACAACUUGCAAUAAGACAACGCCCCGCCCUGCAUAAGGGCGGUGGUACAGAGCGUGUGUGCGGACGGAACAAUGCGGGUGCUGCCCUCUCGGCGGCGGCUGUGUGCCGGUGGGGAUUAUUUGGCAGGGUGCGUACGAGUGAGACGUAGGAGGUUGGGUGUGCAUGUGGGUAUGCGCGUGGGUGUGGAUGUGGGUAUGCGUGGCUCAAUACCGGUGGUGGCUAUUCAUCAGCCCUCUCCUCUGGGAGUGGGGGCAGCGGUGCCUGCACCACUCCUCCGGAGGCGGUUUAUAUUUGACAUGCGCCCGUAUGGCUGGCGGCUGGUUGCUUCUGCUUCUGCUGCUGCUUCGAUCAGCGCAGUUGCAGUCGCAGUCGCAGUCACAGCGGCGCCAUUCAGUCGCAUGGCUAUGGUGUGCUUGAAGGGACGCGGCAAAGCAUCAGAAGCGAAUCGCUUAUUGAUUCUUUCUGUGUGCUUAGUCGCUGCCUGCGUGAAGAGCAUAGGGUGAGUUUGUCUCAAGGACGGUACUGCGGCCACGACGCGAGCUGUUUGGCUUGUGUGUCUUGUACAUAGGACGUACGGCUGCGCCUUGGAGAGGAAGGAAGAAAGAAAAGCGUUCAAGCACCUGGGAUGGGAUGGGCGGUGGGGCGGUGAGGUAACUACCGUACGAUUGUUGUCUUCAUGGCGGCGGCGUGGCAGUGCUCUGCGCGGACUGUGUCCCCGCCACGUACACACUUACGAAGGCGAUCAGACGAAGAGGACGGCGGAAGAAUGGUGGAAGAAUGGUGGAAGAAUGCAUGUGAAGGACGGGGGGGCUGGCGAAUGGUCACGUAUGUGUGUGUGGGGGGGGGGUGUUAGAGAGGAAGGAAUGCGCAGGACACCGUAUGCGGUGAGGCGCGGUGCGAUGCGGCCCGCCACAGCCAAGUGGUUGUGUUGCGGCAGGCAGCCGCAGCGCGUGGGGCUGCGGGGCCGUCUCGUGUGGUGGGAUGCACGACAUUGUUGGUUGCGGAGGUGCGGGCGUGUGUGCGGGAGGGGUGGCGUGCCCGGGGCAGUGGGCACUAGCACGGGGGGGGGGUACUACACGCGUGUGGGGCAGCAAUGACACAACCUUCGGACCGCUGCGUAAGCGGGGACAGCACGAAUGGACUUGGGCCCAUGGGGGUGCCUGAGCGACCGCCGGUACCCACAUCCAUGUAAUCUGAAUGGAUC
This is a messenger RNA of Chlamydomonas reinhardtii, 4585 nucleotides long. RefSeq lists its product as uncharacterized. NCBI's taxonomy places the organism in Eukaryota, Viridiplantae, Chlorophyta, Chlorophyceae, Chlamydomonadales, Chlamydomonadaceae. Gene Ontology annotation, molecular function: transcription coregulator activity. Bases 231 to 2303 code for a protein of 690 amino acids. The record is from RefSeq and is a predicted model, not a curated record. The transcript has 5 exons. Gene Ontology annotation, cellular component: nucleus; SWI/SNF complex. Gene Ontology annotation, biological process: regulation of transcription by RNA polymerase II.